Sinocyclocheilus grahami is the source of this 293-nucleotide messenger RNA. Its product is annotated as myelin-oligodendrocyte glycoprotein-like. Lineage: Eukaryota; Metazoa; Chordata; Actinopteri; Cypriniformes; Cyprinidae. Gene Ontology annotation, molecular function: signaling receptor binding. Gene Ontology annotation, cellular component: external side of plasma membrane. The annotation marks the transcript as partial. The transcript is spliced from 2 exons. Gene Ontology annotation, biological process: regulation of cytokine production; T cell receptor signaling pathway. The record is from RefSeq and is a predicted model, not a curated record.
UUGCAGGGAUGAAGUUGGUUGGUGUGGCUCUGAUGUUUUGUGCAAUUACAGAUUUAAGAUCAGGGAUGUAUAAUGUUGUGGGACCUGCAGAACCUCUCUUUGCUCUCACUGGUGAAGAUGUGAUCCUGCCCUGUUCCAUCAAGCCCAACACCAGUGCUGUAAACAUGAGAGUGGAAUGGUUUAGACUUGACCUUCAAGACUCAAUAGUGUAUCUCUAUGAAAAUGGUGAAAACAAAGUCACGACUCAGAACCAGUACUUCAGAGGGAGAACAGCACUGUUCCAAGAAGAACUA